This is a messenger RNA of Saprolegnia diclina VS20, 1181 nucleotides long. RefSeq names its product stearoyl-CoA desaturase (delta-9 desaturase). The record is from RefSeq and is a predicted model, not a curated record. Gene Ontology annotation, molecular function: oxidoreductase activity, acting on paired donors, with oxidation of a pair of donors resulting in the reduction of molecular oxygen to two molecules of water. The transcript has a single exon. The coding region runs from base 12 to 1106 and encodes 364 amino acids. Lineage: Eukaryota; Oomycota; Saprolegniomycetes; Saprolegniales; Saprolegniaceae. Gene Ontology annotation, biological process: lipid metabolic process.
CGGCCCUCGAGAUGACAUCACAUGCGAAGGGCGCAAAAAUGCUACGCGGUGCUAAAGCAACGUGCAAGCGCUGCGAUCUUGUCCUCGGAUCUCACUCUGCCAUUCGCCUCACGGAGCGCAAGACCAUCCUCUCUACCAUGGCGAUCGCGUGGAAGCAGCACAUCCAGAACGCCAACUGGCCCAUGGUCUUCUACCUCACCUUUUGCCACGCGCUCGCUAUCGUCGGGCUCGUCGCGAUCCCGCAGUGCUCGUGGCAGACGCUCGCGUUCACGUUCGUGCUCGCCGAGCUCUCGGGUCUCGGCAUCACGGGCGGUGCCCACCGGCUGUGGAGCCACCGCGCGUUCAAGGCGCACUGGACCGUCCGCGUCUUCCUCAUGCUCUGCAACAUGGUCGCCAACCAGGGGACUGUCUACCACUGGAGCCGCGACCACCGCGUGCACCACAAGUACUCCGAGUCGGAAGCCGACCCGCACAACGCGCUCCGCGGCAUGUUCUUUGCGCACAUUGGCUGGCUCCUCGUCAAGAAGGACCCGAAGGUGAUCGAGGCCGGCAACAAGAUGAAGUACGACGACCUGCUUGAGCUCUUUGAGAUCCGGUGGCAGAUGGCCAUCAACCCGUGGGGCAACCUCUUCAUGAGCUUUGGCUUCCCGAUGCUCGUGUGCCACUACUGGUUCGGCGAGUCGCUCUGGAACGGGCUCAUGGUCGCUGGCUUCCUCCGCUACGUCGUCAUCCUCCACUGCACGUGGCUCGUCAACUCGGCGGCCCACUUUUACGGCGAGACGCCGUACGACCCCAAGAUCCACCCGACCGAGAACGCGAUCGUCGCGCUGCUUGCGAUCGGCGAGGGCUGGCACAACUGGCACCACGUCUUCCCGUACGACUACGCAGCCAGCGAGUUUGGCAUCGCGUCGCAGUACAACCCGACCAAGCUCUUCAUCGACAUUUGCGCCUACGUCGGCCUCGUCACGAACCGGAAGCGCGCGCUCAAGGCGUGGGAGGCGCGGCGCGCGAAGCGCGAGACCGUCGACGCGUUCGACAUCCCGGACGGCUACGAGCUCAAGGAGGGCGAGUGCGAGGACGCGGCGCCCAAGGCCAAGGCCGCGUAAACCCGAUAUGUUCUCCUUUUGUACUACUUCUAUAUCGAGACUGCUUCUUGCAGCGGUAAUAUACACACAAACUCA